AUGAUUGAUACUGAAGUCCGCUUCUUCUGCCCUCCUAACCUGCAGGCUCCAAAGAACCCAUCUCUUUUUGACUUUCCAACGGGUAUGAAUCCUCCCUUGGGCUACCCUUCCGAUGGAGGCCUAGCCGACGAUACGGUGAUCGAAGACUUCGACGUCUCCACUCAAUUCAGUACGUUUCCCUCUUUCCCCUUUCCCCCAGAGAAGCGGAGAUUCGGAUCGGUGGACUACCUGGCCUACCCUCACCCCGACGACGCCUACCCCGAUCGCAGCCGCCUUCCCGACCCCGACGUCGCGGACCCCGACUCCAUCCAAGACUCCGACCGCGACGCCCACGCCUACCCCCGCUACCCCGGCGCCGAGAACGACCUGCAGCACUACCUGGACGCCUCGCAGUUCCCGCCGCAGUCGGAGUUUUUGGGCGGGGGCGGCGAUCUGCACGGCCUGGACGAUCUCGCGCAGUCGAUGGAGCUGCUGGACGACUCGGGCGACGUCCUCAUGGACACCAGCACGCUCACGCUGUCCUCCGAGGGACACACGGGAGACCGGAGACCGGCGCCCGCGGGGCUGACGCCGAUUAAUACGCAGGGGGAGACGCAGAAGAAAUAUAUUGGGAUGUACAGUCCGGAGGCGAGGAAGAAGCGGGUUCAGAGGUUUUUUGAGAAGAGAAAGCAGCGAGUGUGGACAAAGAAGGUGAAAUAUGAUGUGCGGAAGAACUUCGCGGAUUCGCGACUGAGGGUGAAGGGAAGGUUUGUAAAAAAGGAAGAUGAAGAAUUGUUGCGUGAAUUGAUGAAUCUCACAUAAUGAUAGAUGUUGCCUUAUUUUUGGAA
Blastocystis hominis is the source of this 827-nucleotide messenger RNA. RefSeq lists its product as hypothetical. The record is from RefSeq and is a predicted model, not a curated record. Gene Ontology annotation, molecular function: protein binding. The transcript has 2 exons. The coding region runs from base 1 to 801 and encodes 266 amino acids. Lineage: Eukaryota; Bigyra; Opalinata; Blastocystidae. Gene Ontology annotation, biological process: regulation of flower development.